Molecule: messenger RNA, 6018 nt
Organism: Pyrgilauda ruficollis (rufous-necked snowfinch)
Lineage: Eukaryota; Metazoa; Chordata; Aves; Passeriformes; Passeridae
Gene: COL4A3
Product: collagen type IV alpha 3 chain
Exons: 52
Coding region: 1-5013 (1670 amino acids)
Cellular component (GO): collagen trimer; basement membrane
Molecular function (GO): extracellular matrix structural constituent
Source: RefSeq, a predicted model, not a curated record
AUGGCCGGCGGGGGCUGCCCCGGCCGCCUGGCGCCGGUGCUGCUGCUCGCCCUGCUCUGGCCGGGCCGCGCCGCGGCGGAGAACUGUGUAUGCAAAGGUAAAAGUCCCUGCUUUUGUGAUAGCACAAAAGGUAGUAAGGGAGAAAAAGGCUUUCCUGGUGUUCCAGGUCCACCUGGUCAAAGAGGCUUUCCUGGUCCAGAAGGGCCUCCAGGACCACAGGGACCAAAGGGUUCUCCAGGGCUUACAGGCUUAGUUGGACCCAAAGGUAUAAGAGGAGUCCCAGGAAUACCUGGAUUUUCAGGUCCUCCAGGCCUUCCUGGUGAACCAGGAACUGUUGGUCCUCCUGGGCUCCCAGGUGUUCCAGGAUGCAAUGGCACAAAGGGUGACCAAGGAUUUCCAGGUCCUCCAGGUCAAAGAGGUGCUCCAGGCUUUCCAGGAGCUGUUGGUAUCAAAGGAGAGAAGGGGAACCCUGCCGAGGGAUAUAGCCAAGAGUAUGGUGCAAAAGGUGAUCCUGGAUUACCAGGAUUGCCUGGUCUCCAGGGUGCCCAGGGUGCUCAAGGAUAUCCUGGGGAACUUGGACCACAGGGCCCUCCAGGACCUUUAGGCAUGCCAGGGAAACCAGGACCUCCUGGACCUAAGGGUCUUAUGGGACUGAAAGUCAUAGGAGCCAAAGGAAGGAAGGGUGACACUGGGUUAACUGGACCCCCUGGGCCUCCAGGAACUGUUAUUGUGACGUUAACUGGACCAGACAACAUGACGGACUUGAAAGGAGAAAAAGGAGAAAAAGGAUCAAGAGGACCCCCAGGACCAAUGGGGUUUACAGGGCCAGUUGGUGAUUCUCAAAGUGAAAAGGGUGACCGAGGAGAACCAGGAGCACAGGGGAAGCCUGGAAAAGAAGGUGCCCCAGGUCCACCUGGCUUACCGGGACAAAAGGGUGAACAGGGCAAGCCAGGACUGGCUGGAAGGCAAGGAGCGAAGGGGAUGAAAGGAAACCCUGGUCCACCUGGAGCUUGUGGUCGAAUGGAGUAUUACGAUUAUGUGGUUGGUGAAAAAGGGGAUGAAGGACCCCCUGGACCUCCAGGACCAAAAGGUCAACGUGGCAUGCCUGGGCCACAGGGUCCUCCUGGAGCUGCUGGUAGGCCAGGUGUGUCAAGACCUGGUCUGAGAGGUCCCCCAGGAUUUCCUGGGCCAAAAGGAGCAAAAGGAGAGAGAGGACAAACUGGCUUGUGUAGAGUAGGCCCUCCAGGACUGCCUGGUAUUACUGGCAGGCCUGGUUCUGUUGGAUUGCCAGGUCCUCCAGGAGAACCAGGCAGAGUAACAUUUGGAACUGGCCUGCCAGGACUUCCUGGAGAGCCAGGGUGUACAGGACCUCCAGGACCUCCGGGGGAUACUGGCAUGAGAGGUGAUAAUGCUCGUGUGUGUACUGAUUGUAGCUACAUUCCGGGAAUGCCUGGUCUUCCUGGUUCUCCUGGGUCUCGUGGUCAGGAUGGCAUGCCUGGUAGAGAAGGAGCAACAGGUCCAAAAGGUUCUCCAGGUUCUCCAGGAACACCAGGGCUUCCAGGGGCUCAAGGACCUCCAGGUUUUAGAGGAGAUCAAGGACGUAAAGGAUCAAAAGGUGAACCAAGAUAUGUACGUCCAGAAGGGCCAAAAGGUGAGCAAGGAGAUCCAGGAGCCAGGGGAGAAAAAGGAAGACGAGGUUCAAGUGGAUUUCUGGGAAGACCUGGCUCUAAAGGAUCCAAAGGUUCUAAAGGUGAAGAGGGAUCGACUGGACCAAAAGGAGAUAGAGGACUACCUGGAUUGCCUGGUAGACUUGGUCUUGCUGGAGAAAUGGGACUUCCUGGACUGGCAGGUUAUGGACCACAAGGAGUAAGAGGUUUUAAAGGCUCUAAAGGAAUACCUGGACCACCUGGAUUAGCUGGAGAAGCAGGUAUGAAAGGAGAGACCAGUAGGGCAACUCCAUUACCUGCUUUGCCAGGACCUCAGGGACCACAUGGUUUACCUGGACCCCCAGGAGUGCCUGGUAGGGUUGGAGCAAGAGGUCAGCCAGGUGAUCCAGGACAUUCAGGACCAACGGGUGACACAGGCUUUCCAGGGCUUGGGUUUCCUGGGAACCCAGGUCCAAAAGGAGAUAAAGGACUUGCAGGAGGCAGAGGGCCACCAGGUUGUGAAGGAAAGACUGGAGAUCCAGGCCGAGCUGGAAACCUAGGACAACCAGGACAAAAGGGUGAGCCAGGCAUGGUUAUUCCUGGAGAACCAGGAAGAAUGGGUUCACCAGGAGGUCAUGGCAGUCCUGGCUCAAAAGGUGAAGGUGGACUUCCAGGACUCCCAGGCCUACCAGGGCAUCCUGGGCAUGAUGGUGAUGAUGGCCUAAGAGGAGAUCGUGGCUCACCUGGAGUUCCUGGAGACCCAGGUUUUCCAGGGAAACCUGCUGAAUGUCUUAUUGGCCUGCCAGGUUUGCCAGGUGGCCAGGGAGCUACAGGCCCACCAGGAGGAAGAGGUUUACAAGGUUCAAAAGGAAACCUGGGUGCUCCUGGAUUGAGUAUCCCAGGAAUCUAUGGAAAGCCUGGGGAACCUGGAUUUAUAGGUCUUCAGGGAAAUAUGGGAUUACCUGGUCCCAAGGGACAAUCUGGAAGGCCAGGAAUCUCUGGUUUGCCAGGGGCAAGGGGAGAUCCAGGAGUAAUGGGACUGUUAGGAAUUCCUGGACCCCCUGGCAUGGUUGGAAGACCAGGCAACCCUGGUAUCCAAGGUUCUCCUGGCUUCCCGGGAAUAAAGGGAAGAAAAGGAUUUCUUGGAGAAAAAGGUGAACCAGGUGAUAAAGGUUUUCCUGGACCAUCUGAGACCUUGGUUGGUAUUGGGGACAAAGGAGAACAAGGUUUAAAAGGAGUUCAAGGCCGAAUGGGUGUAAGGGGAGAAAAAGGAGACCUUGGUGUGCAAGGUCCACCAGGUGUGGAUGGGUCUGAAGGAAUGCCUGGUCCACCAGGAGCCAAAGGAUUUAUGGGUCUUCCAGGGAUUCCUGGAGGACAAGGAUUCCCAGGUGCACUCGGAGACAAGGGGGACAUGGGAAUUCCAGGUCCAAAAGGCCAGAAAGGAUCUCCAGGCUUUCCAGGACCAUCAGGUGACCCUGGUCCACCAGGCUAUGGUGGCUUUCCAGGUGACAAAGGAGAUCCUGGGUACCCAUCUGCUGGGCCUCCAGGAGAACCUGGUCCAAAGGGAGAUCCAGGUCCCCCAGGAGUUUUGGGCAGCAAAGGAGAAAAGGGCUCCGAGGGUCAUCCAGGGCUUACAGGAGUACCAGGACCACAUGGGAUCAGAGGGGAAACUGGAGGUGCAGGAAUCCCAGGGCAGUAUGGACCCCGUGGAGAUGCUGGUGCUAAAGGAUGCCAGGGCCACCCAGGACAGCAGGGAGUCCCAGGCCCUCCUGGUGCUGUUGGAGUCCCUGGAAAACCUGGACUUGUUGGUGAAAGGGGUACUCAAGGUCAGGAUGGUAUGCCUGGCCCCCCAGGAGUAAAGGGAGAACCAGGACUGCCAGGGAGAGGGAUUCCUGGUUUUCCAGGUAUUCCUGGACGUAGAGGAAUCAAAGGGGACAUGGGACUGCCUGGCUUUCCUGGGCCUCCAGGUGUGAAAGGUCAUCAGGGAGAUCAAGGACCCAUUGGACCUCCUGGCUUAGUGGGGUUACCUGGAUUUCAAGGCACCACAGGCGUGGCAAUCACUGGCCAGAAAGGGAACAGAGGUAUUCCUGGUGCACAUGGAAGACCAGGUGCUCCUGGUUUUCCAGGCCUUCCUGGCCUUUCCACUCUCAGCGUGAAAGGAAGCAAAGGUGUCCGAGGGGCGGAUGGAAUUCCAGGGCCAAGGGGUCCAGCUGGUGACAUUGGCCCUCCUGGUCCCAAAGGAAUAGAAGGUCGAUCAGGCUAUCCUGGUGCUAGAGGGCACCCUGGAUUUCUUGGAUUCCCAGGUGUAAAAGGAGAAAAGGGUAAUCAAGGACCCCCAGGACCACAAGGUGCAGAAGGGCCAAGGGGACCAAAGGGCCAGCAAGGCCCACCUGGAUUCUCUGGAAAAAUAUUCUCCAUCCCAGGAAGCAAGGGUCCUGCAGGACUGCCAGGAAUCCCAGGAACACCAGGUGAUCAAGGAAUUCAAGGGAUUCCUGGACUACAAGGACCCAAAGGAGUAAAAGGUCUACCAGGGCGUUUUGGUCAUCCAGGACAUCCAGGAUUGCCUGGUCCAAAAGGAGACAGAGGAUUUCCAGGACAAAGAGGACAACCUGGAUUGAUUGGCUUUCCAGGUCUGCAGGGGUUACCUGGAUCACCAGGUACUACCAUUGCUGGUCCAACAAGAAAAGGAUUUAUCUUUACCCGGCAUAGUCAGACAACAAAGAUUCCUUCGUGCCCACAUGGGACAUCCCAGAUCUAUGUCGGCUAUUCACUGCUUUUUGUACAAGGAAAUGAACGAGCACAUGGACAAGAUCUUGGAACAGCUGGUAGCUGCUUGCAGAGGUUCAGCACCAUGCCAUUCUUGUUCUGCAGCACCAAUGACGUUUGUAGCUUCGCUUCUCGCAAUGACUAUUCCUACUGGCUGUCCACUGCAGUGGUGAUGCCACCAGACAUGGCACCCAUUUCUGGCAGGGCACUAGAGCCCCAGAUAAGCAGGUGUGUUGUCUGUGAAGGAGCUGCAAUGGUAAUAGCAGUUCACAGCCAAACAACUGUAGUUCCUGCAUGUCCAGAUGGCUGGAUGUCUCUCUGGAAGGGUUUUUCUUUUGUUAUGUACACAAGUGCCGGCUCAGAGGCUUCUGGCCAAGCAUUGGCAUCUCCUGGGUCUUGUCUGGAAGAAUUUCGGACUGUCCCUUUCAUAGAGUGCCAUGGCAGGGGGACAUGCAACUACUACACAAAUUCCUACAGUUUCUGGUUGGCAUCAUUAAAUCCAAGAAGAAUGUUCAGGAGACCUGUGCCACAGACUUUGAAAGCAGGACAACUAGAGAAUAUCAUCAGUCGUUGUCAGGUCUGCAUGAAGAGACCAAUCUAAAUGGUGGCCACUCCUCACAGAACAUGAAACUGAUUUAUUAUGAAGAAUUGCCUAACUCUGAAGAGCUAUAAUUUAUUGAAGUCCUGCUGCAUCUGGAAAUAAAUUUAUAAAUUGCCAGUGCAGCACUGUGGUGAGGUAGGGCAACAGUUUGACUUUUGUCUUUGGCAAAUGACAAAGCACUUUGUUGGAGGAAGCUUAUAAUGGCAUCUGCAGGGGCAUCUGCUGAAUCUUGUCAUUUCUGAGCUGCAUCUUCACCAUAAAACUACAGCAUCACCAGAUCUUUAAUGAAAGAUGUCAAUGCUGCCUUGUGUCAUGUGCUUUUCAAACAGCAGGACAAUCUAAAUGCUCCUGUAUCAACUUACCUAUGUUCGGUGUUCCAAGUGGAUAUCAUUUAAGAUGAUAGUCUGGCACUUAGGAGAGAUAGGGUUCAAUAGGAAAUAUUUUCAGUGCACUUUUAACUAUAUAAUGAUUCAUUAAGAGUUGUUUGGUUUGGUUUUCUUGUCUAAUAAACAAAUAUCUCCCCACGUACCUCACCCUUCCUCUGGCUGGCAAACAGGAAUACAAAGGUUUUUGUACCACUGUGAUUAUAAUGGUGCUUGACUGGCCAGAAAGGGAGCAGCAGCAGGACCUGGGCAGGCAGGACAGUGGUGGCAGGCACUGCCUGUGUGCUCCAGAGUGACUGUGGCUAAGGCUGACUGAAGGAAGGGUUGGGAAAUUUUCUUUAGAUUCCAUGGCUUUCAACAUUGAUCAUGCAAUAUUUGAGUUCUUCAAUUUGGCAGUAUUUGGACUCUAUAAUGAUCACAAGCUUUUGUCUCUCCUGAAGAAAAAACUAUUUAUCAUGUAAUUUGGGAUUUUGUUAGAAUUAACAAUUACUGUAUGGCUCAAGGGCUCCCAUGGCAUUAUCAGGUUAUCACACACCCAUCAGGAUGUGAUUCCUAACAAAAUCUAUAAUACUUCCAUUUUACACUAUUUCAUGUUUAAAUAUUUAUCACAAAUUGUAUUCUG